Molecule: messenger RNA, 1500 nt
Organism: Leptosia nina
Lineage: Eukaryota; Metazoa; Arthropoda; Insecta; Lepidoptera; Pieridae
Source: the annotation of a GenBank genome assembly
AUGACGGGACGCUCGGGUCGAGGUGUGUUUGGGAAGCUCUUCUCGAAGAAGCAUCUAAAUAAAGAUGAAAGGGUUCAAGAAAUCGGUAUGCCGACUAACGUCAAGCAACACAUACAUGUGAGUAUGAAUUCAGAGACGGGCAUGCUGGAGGGAUUACCAGCCUCAUGGUUGAGACAGUUGAAUGCGCAAAUUUCGCCAGCUGAACAAAGCGAAAACCCGAAUGCUGCCAUCCAAGCUGUCGCCUUUCACAACUUCCACGUUUUAAAGAAGGAGCAAGCGGAAAAGGAACCAUGCAAACCUAUAAUAACAGAAGAAGCAAUCACAAAGGAAGGUAUAGAAAUAAAGAAAUUCAUAGCCAAAAAAAAUGCUCACCAAAGUCAAGAUUCAGAUAUAUCCAUAGGCCAAAGUAGUGAGGAAGAUGUCGGGAGUAGCACUGAUACUUUAUCACAGAGGCAAACUAUGCCUGUCGCUCCUACCAAGAAUAGUAUUAAGAAGAAGGAUGCUAUGAUGGACUUAACAGCCGUUGUACAAGACCUAACAUUGAUAGGAAAUGAACCAGAGGAAAGUCCAAUAUUAAGGAAGAAGGAAAUGAUAAAUGCUGCAAUGAGUGAUGAAGAAAUAUACGAGGAACUGAGAAACAUUUGUAAUAAAGAUGAUCCAUAUGUGCGAUUUGAGAGAGUUAAACAACUUGGUGCAGGAGCUUCAGGUGUUGUGUUUGUUGCAAUCGACAGCAAAGAUAACUCAAGAGUUGCCAUCAAGGAUAUUGAUUUGACAAAGCAAACUAAAAAGGAUCUCAUUCUUAAUGAAAUCAAUGUAUUAAAAGGAUUCCAUCACAAAAAUCUGGUGAACUUCUUGGAUGCAUUUUUAAGUUACGAACACUUAUGGGUUGCUAUGGAACUACUAGAUGGAGGCUCUUUGACUGAUGUAGUAACAGAAGUGGUUAUGAAGGAAGGUCAAAUAGCUGCUGUUUGUCGAGAAACUCUACAGGCCAUUUCAUUCUUACAUUCUAAAGGAACAAUUCAUAGAGACAUUAAAUCAGAUAAUGUCCUUCUUGGAAUGGAUGGUACUGUCAAAGUUACAGAUUUUGGCUUCUGUGCCAAUAUUGUUGGUGAUGAAAAGAGACAGACAAUGGUUGGCACUCCUUACUGGAUGGCACCUGAGGUUGUCAAACGAAAGCAGUAUGGAAAGAAAGUCGAUGUAUGGUCCCUUGGAAUCAUGGCAAUUGAAAUGAUUGAAGGAGAACCGCCAUAUAUGAAAGAAACACCACUCAGAGCUUUAUACUUUAUAGCUGCUGUCGGCAGACCAAAGAUACCUCGAUGGGAAAAGCUUUCAACUGCCUUCCAAGACUUUUUGGAUAAAUGUUUACAAGUGGAUGCUGAUGACCGAGCGACAGCUGAGGAAUUAUUAGAACAUCCUUUCCUCGAAUGUGCCAUGGAACUAAGAACAUUAACACCGCUUAUUAAAGCUGCACAAAGAAUUUUGCAUAAAAAUUACGACUGA